AUGACGCAAAACGGUUGGAACGUAGUUAGAAACGUAGUUAGAACCUCUGAUACUGAUAUCCUUUCUCUUCUACAGUGCGUCGACGAGCUACCCCCGGAGAUGCGCUCCCUGCUGAAGCUGGCGGUGGAACUACCCCCGGUGGCCCACGCCGCGGUGUCCGGCGCCCUCGCCGCGAUCGGCGCGAUCGUCCUUCUGGGGGCGCUCAUGUGCUUGGCGCGCGCCGCCAAGCGCCAGGAGAAGUUGCACCUCAGCAACCCCCUGCCGGCGAAUGCGACGAGCACCAAGAACGGCCAGCUGAAUCCGGCCUUCAGCAAGUAGAGCCUCUGCCUGGAGGCUGGUGGCGGGCGAGUGAGGAAAUCCGAGACGAGUGCGCGGGUGCUCGGGUUUCUUUUACCUUUCCCGCCUCCCCCCCCCCCUCGCGAGACGAAUAAUAAUCGCGACCGCGAGUCUUGUGAGGACUUGUAUGAUAAUCUUACUACUUAUCUUAUCUAGGCGACGGGCAUGUGCUUUAUAAUCUUGAUUAGGAUUUCGAGUCUCGCCUUUCGUUUUUCUCGCGAGAGGAGCAGAGAGAAUUAGGGAAAUAUGUGGGGAGCGACGCGGCGUCCUGGCGCGACGCGAAUUUUUUUAUCGGGUCGCGCGCAGAGGACACGCGCGCCGAUAUAUAUCUUAGAUUUAUUUAUGUUACGUUACUCGCGCGCGUUUUCUUCCCGGGGAUGGUGGAUUUCGUUUUCCAAACGAAUUUGCGUCGAGUCGCACAGUACAAAUUAAUUGCGAGGCAACGAUAAUUCGAGAUCUGUAGAAGAUAGGGAUAUUCCACGUUGCUUUGUACUACGCGCGAAUGAGGAAGCUAACUCUGGGAAAUCUUUGUAUUGAUACAAAAAGUACCCCCUCCCUCCCUCCCC
Pogonomyrmex barbatus (red harvester ant) is the source of this 902-nucleotide messenger RNA. RefSeq lists its product as uncharacterized. The record is from RefSeq and is a predicted model, not a curated record. Lineage: Eukaryota; Metazoa; Arthropoda; Insecta; Hymenoptera; Formicidae.